AAUCGUCCUUAUUUACAUUUACAUUCAGUGGUGUACCGCAGAAUCCUUACACUGUUUGUCCUGUACGGAUACUGUAUCACCCAUCCACUGUCAUCUCAUCAGAAAAUGUCCUGCUGGUGACGUAUGCUACAUAGAACAAUUUAGGACAAUCAAUGGAGAACAGCUUUACAAUAUGGGAUGCUACACAGAACGGAUUUGCCAUGACCAUCAAAUGAAAGCCAGAAAACGUCAGUUGUCUCAUUUGACCGGAAGUGAAAAUCCCCAAUGUGUACACUGCUGCAAAUCUGAUGCCUGUAAUGUUCAAGGUUGUCGGUCUACAGGAUUUCCUAUUCAACGUGGACCUUUGUGUUUUAACUGCAAGCAAAGCACCAACCCAGAGCUUUGUCGUUACGUCAAGGUUUGCGAGUAUGAUCAGGUCUGUCAUCUCCACGAAGAGGAGGAGUUCGGAGACAAGUUCUAUGUGUCAUCAUGUUUACUCCAUAAUCAAUCACACGACUUUCCGGAUCACAUCGCUGUGGUAUCACGACACUCUGAAACUGAUGUCGUAAAAACAUGA
This is a messenger RNA of Saccostrea cuccullata (small rock oyster), 556 nucleotides long. RefSeq lists its product as uncharacterized. The transcript has 7 exons. Lineage: Eukaryota; Metazoa; Mollusca; Bivalvia; Ostreida; Ostreidae. The coding region runs from base 173 to 556 and encodes 127 amino acids. The record is from RefSeq and is a predicted model, not a curated record.